Glarea lozoyensis ATCC 20868 is the source of this 1614-nucleotide messenger RNA. Its product is annotated as Actin-like ATPase. The coding region runs from base 1 to 1614 and encodes 537 amino acids. The transcript is spliced from 3 exons. Gene Ontology annotation, biological process: cellular response to unfolded protein; protein refolding; endoplasmic reticulum unfolded protein response. Gene Ontology annotation, cellular component: nucleus; endoplasmic reticulum lumen; endoplasmic reticulum chaperone complex. The record is from RefSeq and is a predicted model, not a curated record. Gene Ontology annotation, molecular function: ATP binding; misfolded protein binding; ATP-dependent protein folding chaperone. NCBI's taxonomy places the organism in Eukaryota, Fungi, Ascomycota, Leotiomycetes, Helotiales, Helotiaceae.
AUGUUUGAGAGAAGAAGAAACGCUGUUCUCUCGUUUCUUGGAUUCGGCGCUUUUUUGAUACUCGCCGUCUCCUUACGGCCUUACACUGCAACCUUUUUCCACAGUCACCCAGUAGAUGAAGAUUUUCAUCAUGUCAUUGGCAUCCACCUUGGCCAGAGUUAUUCCCAAGUGGGAGUCUUUCGAAAUGAAACAUUUGAGGUUAUUACCGACGACAAAGGUCGCAGUAACUUGCCAUGCUAUGUCGCAUUCCUAGAUGUCGACGCUCCUCUGGUUGGAUUCGAUGCCAAGGAACAGGCUUCCAGCAACCCUCAAAUCACUGUAUACGAUGCAAGGCGUUUAUUUGGGCGCAACUUCUUAGAUCCCGAAGUCCAGCAAGCUGUUAAGGAGCUGCCAUACGCUAUUGUGAACCAAGGCGGCGAACCUUUGAUUAUGAUACACACAAGCCAUGGAAAUGUAAUCAAGACGCCACAUGAGAUAUCGGGUUUGAUCGUAGCAAAACUUAAGGAUAUGGCAGAAAGAUAUUUAAAUGAAACUGUCAAAGAUGCUGUUAUUACUGUCCCAUCAAACUUCAACGACGCCAAGAGACAGGAAACAAAAGAAGCUGCCGAACUUGCAGGACUGAAUGUACUACGCAUCCUCGACGAAACAACAUCUACUGGCAUUGCUUACGAAGUAGAUACUAAGGGUUGCCUCAGAACCAAGUGGAGAUAUGAUUGCACAUACUUAGUGUAUAAUAUUGGAGACAAGCACUCUGAAAUUUCUCUUUUACAUAUAGAAAAGGGAGUCUUCGAAAUUUGGGGAACAGUCAGCGAUCAGAAUUUUGGAUGGAGUGACCUCGAGAUUAUCCCUACGGUCCUAGACCAGGUUGUGUUAUAUAUGGCAAGCAUGCAGCCAUCGCAAAAGGUGUCUAAGUUAGUUGAACGAGUUCUCAAGGAAGCAAAAAUACAGAAAGGAGAUGUCGAUGGUAUCAUUGUCGUUAGCGAAGACUCACACGUCGCGAAAACACAAGAAGUUCUCGAAGCAUAUUUCGAAGGAAAAGAGACACUAGCUCCAUCCGGUUUCCGCUACGAUCAAUCCAUCGUACGUGGAGCAGCAAUGCAAGGUUACCUGAUAACAGGACAAGAAGGAUGUACCCUUUCCUUUCCAGAUAGUCUAUUAGCUCUUGGGCUUGAGAUCAGCACAGGGACAUUUAUGCCUGUUAUCCGCCAAGGUACUGUUAUCCCACUCCGCAAUAAAAUUCGAGUAUCGACCGCUACCGAUAAUCAGGGGGAGGUCGUUCUUAGGAUUUUUGAGGGCCAGCGUGAGGUUGCUGCCAAGAACCGGUUACUCGGCACGAUUAAACUUGUAGGACUCCCCAGGCAAGUGAAUGGGCCGGAGAUUGAGAUAUCGUUCGAAGUAGACGCAGACGAACUUUUAACAGUAAGUGCGGUUGUGGGAGAGGGUUUGGCUAGUGGAGAAUUGACGGUUCAGCUUGGUCGAUGGCGAUAUACGGAUGAGCAACUUGAUGAGAUUCUCAGAGACGCGGAGAGGUAUCGCGAAGAGGACUUGCAGUCAUUGGCCAAAUUCCCACUUUUGAUAGAAGAUAGUGUUAUGGUGCGAGACGGUGGUGAUUGA